This is a messenger RNA of Moneuplotes crassus, 1769 nucleotides long. NCBI's taxonomy places the organism in Eukaryota, Ciliophora, Spirotrichea, Euplotida, Euplotidae. The record is from the annotation of a GenBank genome assembly.
GCCAAAAUGGAAGACCCAUAUAAGUCUGACCACAAAAUCCAAAAGGAAGAAAAUCAGAAGCUUAUCCAGAUGGAUCCUUCCAAAUCAGUUCUCGAUCUCAGCCAACUGUUCGAUAAAUAAGGAAGGGGUUCGCUGUGGAUACUGAGGGUCUAAGGAUAAGACCAGCUUUAGAGUUGGAUUUGAGAGACUUAUCGAGAAAGGAUUCAUUAAACACGGCUCUACUUCUGUGGAAAAAGAGUGAAAUGAAAAAUCUUGUUGCCACAUCUUAAAUUCUAGAGUCGACAUCACCGAGUUCAAAAUCUCCAAACAGCAAAAAUAAACACAUGAAGAGGUUCAAUCAGUACAUGAAUGGGCAGAGAGAAUUAAAAAUAGAGCAUGACAGCUAUAAACUUCGCAAUGACAAACAAAUGAUCAUCUGAUUAAUCAUAAGGAACAUUUUUGAGAAAGAUAUUGCCAAUAUAGAAAUUUGGGUCAGAAAGUCUUUCAUUGAUGCACUUAACUCAGACGAUCAGCAAAUAAGCAGUGCUCUCACUGAAGACCUAAAGGGCAUGCUCAAGCUGAGAAUCAAGAUUGAUUUCUCUGAAGAAAUCUACAAUCUCGAAAGCUUCACAGAACAAGAGGAGGUCCAACUAGUCAUGACUUGAAACCUCAAAGCACUCUUGGCAAAGCACAAGCUUGAUAAUGACUUCAUGAGUGCCUUCUUCCCUGUCUUCAUGAGCAAUCUGAGGGAAGACCAAGACCUCUGCGAACUAUAUGAGAUAACUGAGGAUGAACAAACAAAGAGUCAAUGAGAGAGUACCAGAACAUUCUUGAGAGGAAUACUGGCGAAACCUAAGUAUAGGCCUAACAAAUUUGGAGAGAAGAGGUAUAAACCUACUGGGGAAGAAGCUGAAAUAUCAAUCCAAGCUGGGGAAAGCAGGGAUUAUACCGAGUUCUUUAAGGAAUUCUGCCCGAACCCUGUUCCGAAGGAAGAAAGGAAGCAUCAUUACACAGUUUCGUUGCAUCCAGCUAUGUUUACUGAUGAAUCUUUUGAGAUUUACAAACUGUUUCAUGAAGAUAUCUUUGAUGAGGACUGAUUUUCUGCCAGUUAUGAGAAGUUUAUUUGAAGCCCUUCUCUGUUUGACCCCAAAGAUCCUAGAGAAAUAAAGACUUUCAGAGAUAGCAUAAACAUCAAUGGAGACAGCCAAUUUGUUGAUUCAGGAGUCUAUCCUGAGUUCUUUGGAUCGUAUCAUUUGUAUCAUAGGAUAGACGGGGUUCUGUUCGCUGUUUCUAUCAUUGAUAUACUCCCUCAUAAUCUCACCUCAAUCUAUUGAAUGUAUCACCCUUCUUACAAGUUUUUAUCUCCAGGCCAUUUUACUGCUAUUCGAGAAGUUGAAUAUAUGCUGAUGAUCAGAGAGAAGUUCAACCAAAAUAUGAGGUACUACAGCCAGACAGAUUAUGUUGUUGGGUGACCAAAGACUGAGUACAAACAGAACAUGAAACCAACUUAUCUAAAAUGCCAAGCGUCUUUGGACUGGGUGCUCCUCACUCAGAAAAUUAAAGAAAAGAUUGCAUCCAAGGAAUACCACACUCUCGAUGAGUCCUCAGUCCCUGUGGAAGUUCCUGACAUUGGCAAAUUUUGGGAAUUCUUUAACCAAUCCUUGGUUCACACCCAGGACGGAGUAGUUCCGCUGAAAUCAGUUUCUAAGGAUAUGCUUGGGCCUUUGGUGGAGAUAUUUAAGGAAAUUGGACCAGAAAUAAGUGAGAUGUUUUGACUUGAAAUUAAAUAG